AUGUCAAUUUUUUUGAUCAAACAUUGUAGAGAAUUAUUCAAUAGAAUAGAUUUACAAUCUGAAAAAGAUUAUUUAUGUGAUUCAUAUCCCAUAAUUAACAAUGAUCACAAUCAAAAUCAAUACAUCCAUCAUCAUCAUCAUUAUCAACCUCAUCCUCAUCCUACCCAAUGUAUAUCUCAAUUGAAUUCUUAUAAUGAACAAAAUAAUAAAAUAAUCACUGAUCAUUCAAAAAUGAAUCAAUUAAUGAUUAUUGAUGAAUUAGAUAUGAACAAACAAACAAACAAUAAUAAAUAUCCAUUUAAUAUUUCAUCUAGUGAAUACUGUUAUCAUCAACAAUCUUCAAUGAAUCCUUAUAUACAAGAAAAUGUUAAUAAUUAUCUCCAUUUUCAUGAAUUCACUUCAUCUUAUUUAAACAAUAUUAAUAAUACUAUUACUAAUAAUGAGAAUAAUAUCAAUGAAAUGAUAAAUGUCAUGAAUAAACAACAAUCUAAUUUAAAUUAUCCACCUAUUUAUUCAAUGUCUAAUACUUAUGAUAAAUCACCUAUAAUACAAGAUAUUCAAUCAUUAAAUCAAUAUGAGAAAAAUAUUUUAAAUCUUACAACACAAUCAAUAAUGAACAAUAUUAGAUAUUCUUGUUCUUCUUCUUGUCCUGCUUCUUGUCCCGCUUCUUCUUCUUGUUUAUAUACUUCAAAUCCAGGUAAAUUAAUAACCACCACCACCACCACCACCACCACCACCACCACAACAACAACAACACCACCACCAACACCACCACCACCAACAUCUUCAAGAUUAAACUUUAAUACUAUUGGAAAUAAUGUAAAUAUUAUUGAUUUAAAUAAACAAAUCAAUCCUUGGAUAAAUUAUUCCAUGUACAAUAAUAAUAAUAAUAAUAAUAAUCAAUUAAUGCCUACUAUGAUCACAUCCUAUUCAACACAGAAUAAUAUUAUGAAUACAAAUCCUAAUAAUAAUAAUAAUAAUAAUAAUAAUAAUAAUAAUAAUCAUAUAACAGUAUGGUCUCCAAAUGAUGAUCAUAAUGAUAGUUCAUAUGAAGAAAGUUUAAGUGAUGAUAAUGAACAAAAUGAAAAUAUACAUAAAAAUAAUAUUUUUCAUUUUAAUUUCAAUAAUCAAUAUCAAUUAAAUCAAUUUCAUCAUUAUCAUCAUCAUACUAUUGAUAAUCAAUCAAUUAAAUUAUCAAUUCCAUUAAAAAAAUCAUCUACAUUUCUUUCUAAUCAUUUAAAAUCAAUAAAUUCAAUAAAAUCAAUAAAUUCAAAUGAAAUGAAUCUAUUGAAUGAUGAUCAAAUUAAAAAUUCAAUAAUGAAUCCAUCACAAUUACCAAUUCAUUUACAUCAUUCAUUUAUUAAUAAACAAUAUUUAAAUUAUAAUCAUAACAAUACUACUACUACUAAUACUACUACUAAUAAUAAUAAUACGGAUAAUGAUAAUAUAUUACCUAAUCAAUUGCCUAACAACAAUAAUAGUAAUAAUAAUUCCAUAUCUAUAACGGAUCAAACAUUAAAUCAUUGGUUACAUCAUAAUCCCUUAACAACUAUUAAUCAAUUCAAUGAUUAUGUAGAUAAUUAUUGUAUACCUGUAUUAUCAUGUCCAAGAAGUAUAUAAGAUAAUGAAUUAGUAACUAUUGUAUACAUACAUAUCUCUUAGUUUAAAAAUCAAUAGCCCAUUGAGCAUAGAGUAUCCAUUUAAUUAUUCAUUGAAAACAUCAAAAAUUCUUUUAUUUUAUUUAGAUCAUAAAUGUACAAAAAAAAUGUAAUUUGUUUUAUUAGUUUAC
Schistosoma spindalis is the source of this 1789-nucleotide messenger RNA. The record is from the annotation of a GenBank genome assembly. NCBI's taxonomy places the organism in Eukaryota, Metazoa, Platyhelminthes, Trematoda, Strigeidida, Schistosomatidae.